Messenger RNA from Pelobates fuscus (common spadefoot toad), 1621 nucleotides. RefSeq names its product mitochondrial rRNA methyltransferase 3 (gene MRM3). Lineage: Eukaryota; Metazoa; Chordata; Amphibia; Anura; Pelobatidae. Gene Ontology annotation, biological process: RNA processing. Gene Ontology annotation, molecular function: RNA binding; RNA methyltransferase activity. Bases 1 to 1290 code for a protein of 429 amino acids. The record is from RefSeq and is a predicted model, not a curated record. The transcript has 4 exons.
AUGGCGGCUCUCGUGAGAGGCGUGCUGCGGUGUGCAGGUCUGACACAAGUAAGGUGUAGUGGGAAUAUUCUAGUAAAGCGAUAUGUGAGAGCGCUGCGCAGGACCCCAGUGAGGGUGAUACCCCCAGGGGGCAGCCCAGGGGACGGCCAGUCUGUGCCAAGGGUCACCAAGACCCGCGAGGAGCGGGUAGCACCCCAGGUAACCAGUGACCAGCAUGCACAACCAGCCACCAGGUACUCUGCCAGAGGCAAAAGCAAGGCUGAGGAGAAAGAUGAAACCUCACCAGAGCUGCAGUACGAGAAAGCUGCUCCUCAGGACAAAAGACUCAGCAAACUGGUUACAAUUGCAAAAUCCAAAAAAUUUCGGGACCGCCAUGGUCAGGUUUUACUUGAAGGCCGAAAACUACUAGUGGACGCUUUGGAGGCUGGUGCUCUUCUAAAGACCCUCUUCUUUAGCCGAGUUGAGUAUUUAAAAGAACUGCCCUCCGAUAAAUUAAAGCAAGCUAAACUCAUCAAAGUGAAGUUUGAAGAUGUCAAGAUGUGGUCUGAUGUGAUGUCUCCACAAGGUAUAAUAGGUAUCUUUUUAAAACCUGAUCACGCAAAGAUGAAUUAUCCAGUAUCACAUCUGAAGUAUUCUAUUCCUCUGUCACUCAUAUGUGACAACAUCCGUGACCCCGGAAACCUGGGAACUAUUCUUAGAUGUGCAGCUGGGGCUGGCUGCAAUAAAGUAUUGCUCACUAAAGGUUGUGUGGAUGCUUGGGAGCCAAAAGUACUGAGAUCUGGUAUGGGAGCUCACUUUCGCAUUCCUAUUGUCAAUGACUUGGACUGGGACACAGUACCUAACUACCUUUCUCAUGACACUAGGGUAUUUGUGGCAGAUAACUUCAGACCAGUUGAGUGCAAUGAGGAAGCAAAUAAAAAAGCAGGUGACUAUGGGUGGGUUUCCACCAAUCCCCGAAGGAUAUAUGGUCGUGAGGAAGACGCUGAUGCCUCAGAUAGUGAUGAAAGUAGUGAUGAUGAAGAGCAUUAUAUACCUGAUAUUCAAGUGCAAAGUUAUGAUGAGCAGUGGACCACGCAGUCAAGUGCAUUAGUAAUUGGAGGUGAGACGCAUGGUUUGAGCCUGGAAUCACUGCUGCUUGCUGAAAAAACUGGUGGUAGAAGGAUUUUUAUUCCAGUUGUUCCGGGUAUAGAUAGCUUAAAUUCAGCAAUGGCUGCAAGCAUCAUCCUGUUUGAAGGAAGAAGACAGUUGCAGUCAAGAAAUACAAGACUUAAAAAACAAGUUCCUACUUAACUCCUUAAUGCACAUUUGAUUUUCAGAAAACAUGGGCUUCUAUGAAACAACUGCCUAGAUGGUCCAAAUUCUAAAGCAGGCAUGAGGAAGACUGAUGUAUCACUUGCUACAAUGUUUGCAAUGCCCCCUACUACCAUUGUCAUUAUUUGCCAUUGUGUACAUGCAGUCAACAGUGAUAAAUCCUUAAUAAUGCUUGGUUUAUAAGAACAUGUUUGCAAGAAAUUCAUAAUGAUUGUUAUAGAAAGUAAACAUGCAUUUAUAUUGUUUGGGGAAGUCUUGAAUUUUAAAGCAGAAAGGGGAAGCCUUUUUAAAUGUCAACUGUGUGUGUGUU